Messenger RNA from Saccostrea cuccullata (small rock oyster), 1486 nucleotides. RefSeq lists its product as uncharacterized. NCBI's taxonomy places the organism in Eukaryota, Metazoa, Mollusca, Bivalvia, Ostreida, Ostreidae. The transcript is spliced from 7 exons. The record is from RefSeq and is a predicted model, not a curated record. Bases 1 to 1446 code for a protein of 481 amino acids.
AUGAUUGAAUAUGAAACCAGUGUUUUCACUGAAAGAAACAAUCUGCCUAUCCAAUGUGAGAAAGAAAAAACUAGUAUAAUCAAAAGGAAUGAAAAAGACUACGGGGAUAUCUUAUUUGCACAUUCUUGUGGAAGUGGCAAAGAAAACGACAUUUUUAAAAACGAUGAAAAGGGGAAUGAUUAUGGCAAUUUUGAAGAAAAUUGUCAGUACAGCGUGUUGUCCUUACGAAGAAACUUUGACCCGUCCGAAAUGGAAUGCUAUGCAAUGGAGCAAUCACUCCGGAGUCAGUUUUUACACAACAUUGAUGAUCCAUAUUGUUUGACAAAUAUUAGGAUCUCUAAAGAUCACCGUAGUCUGGAUGAUUAUGAUUCAGACUCUGAUGUUGGUUUAUCCUCAAAACACUCCGAGGAUUCUUCUCAGAAAAACUGCCCACUUGGGACGUUUGGUGUUAACUGCAGUGCAUCAUGUAAGGAAGGAUUCUAUGGAAGACUGUGUAGAUCAGAAUGCAACUGUUCUACAGAAGAUUGUGAUAAAGAAUAUGGUUGUAAGAAGAGGAAAUCUGCCUCUGAAGACGAAACAGUAAAAGACAAAUCAGUGUGGGAGAAUGUAUCGUUCGCCUUAAUUGGAUCUAUUGUAACGGUUCUAGCAGCAGUGGGACUUGUUCUUCUCUCAUCCAGAUUAAGGAAACCACGUGAUGACAAAAAUCAAAGAAACGCAACCGUUGAUGAUUCUGCUAGGGGAGACGAAACAGUAAAAGACAAAUCUGUGUGGGAGAAUGUAUCGUUCGCCUUAAUUGGAUCAAUUGUAACAGUUCUAGCAGCAGUGGGACUUGUUCUUCUCUCAUCCAGAUUAAGGAAACCACGUGAUGACAAAAAUCAAAGAAACGCAACCGUUGAUGAGUCUACAAGGGAAGACGCUCAACAAUUAGAGUCACCUGUGAUUAAUACAUCUCAACAGGGGAUACAGAAUGAAGUAAAUGAAAAUGUUUAUGCUGACGUAAGAUCAUCCAAAAUGAUUGAGUUUCAUUGUGAAGGUUUCUCAUCAAAUCGUUUGCAUAUAUACUCUGAGGAUGAUGAAACUGAUGCUUUCCUCACGAAUAAAAAUGCUAAAAGAAACGUCUCAAAAGAUAGCAAGGAUGCAAAUGAUAAAAAAAAACAGACAUCAAAAAUGAAUUUGCAGGAAAAUAUGUACGGAUUCUCGGCCGAAACCAGCCAAUACAGUGUUCUGUCCUUACGAAGAAACGUCGACCCUUCUGAGAUGGAAAAUUAUUUUAUAAAGGAAUCAAUCCGUUGUGAUACAUCUCAAAACGAAGGAGCUUCCUAUUGUAUGAUGAAUGUUUUAGAGACAGAUAAUCAAGAGAAUGAGGAGAUAUGUGAAUCAGAUUCAGAUGAUAUCUUGGCCUCGGAACCUUAUAGCAUUGCAAUGCGAAAACAUGAUGAGGCUUAGUUUCUAAAGGAGAUUGGUGUAUUAAAAAAUCAAAUGAAAC